AUGUGCACACGCAAAUUGUUACUUGUCUGUAUGCUUGCUUUGUCCGUACACGCGGACAGACACAAACACACGCACACCCACGAACAUGGAUGCAUACAUGGCAGUCAGGGUCAUGGAACAGGUCCUAAAGACGGAUCUCCAAUAGUGGUGACUCCGUCGGGCACCUUCAAGGGUUCCAUGAUGUUGACGCGUCGCGGACGACCUUUCGAGGCAUACCGCGGCAUUCGGUACGCUGAACCUCCAGUUGGACCCCUACGAUUCCAGCCACCAAAGCUGAUUGAGAAGUACUCUGAGCUGGUGGAUGCGAGUCAGGAAGGACCGGCGUGCCCUCUGCCCGCGCCGCCCGAGUACUACGUGGACGAGGACUGUCUACGUAUCAAUGUGUACACGCCUAACCAUAACAGCUCGAAACUGUUGCCAGUCAUCUUCUACAUCCACGCGGGCGGAUUCUACUCCAUGACGGGUCGCAGUGACCUGGCCGGUCCACAUUACUUGCUGGACAGAGAUCUUGUGCUGGUCACCAUUAACUACCGUCUCGGUUCCCUUGGGUUCCUGAGCACUGGUGAUGAGCUGGCGCCGGGCAACAAUGGCUUUAAGGACCAGGUGGCGGCGCUGCGCUGGCUGCAUAGAAACAUCGCUGCAUUUGGGGGGGAUCCUGGACAAGUAACGAUAGCUGGUUGCAGCGCAGGCUCCAUAUCCGUCAUGUUGCAUAUGAUCUCGCCCAUGUCCAAAGGUCUGUUCCACCGCGGCAUAUCAAUGAGCGCGUCCCCCGUGGUGCCGGGGCAGAGUCCUCGUGAACUGUACCGUCUGGCUGUAAGACAAGCAGAGCUGGUGGGCUGCCCCUCCAACUCCUCGCGCGAGAUCGUCCAGUGUCUACGCACUAAGCCCUGGAAGGAGCUCGGUGACUCGCUAAUGGGAUUCUAUGAGUUCGGGUUCGAUCCCGUGGGCAUCUGGAUGCCGGUAGUGGAACGGGACUUCGGGCAGGAGCGCUUCCUGCACGUGGAACCUUCAGAUGCGAUACGUUCAGGCAACAUGCACGCCGUGCCGCACAUCAUCAGCCAGACGCAGGAUGAGUUCUUCUGGAAGGCGUUCACGGUCCUCAAGAAUGAGACGCUGUUGAAGCGGAUGAACGAGGAGUGGGAGCAGGUGGCGCCUAUCUCGCUGCAGGUACCGCGCGAGGGAGCCGGCCCGAAGGUGGCGCGCCUACGGGAAGCCUACCUGCGGGACCGCGUACUGCGGGAUGAUCAGCCCAGUGCUAAAGCUCUGGGCGAUCUGUACGGAGACGCCAUCAUUGGCUUCCCCGUGCACAGGAUGGCCAACCUGAUGUGCCGACACUCGCCCCAUCCGGUCUACUACUACGAGUUCGCGUACGUGGGCAACCACAGCCAUUACGAGGACCCAGACACCAAGAAGCCCACAGGCGCGGCUCACCACGACGAUCUGAUCUACUUGUUCACGCUGAGCUACCGCUUCCCAGCCAUCCCCACCGCUGGGCUGGACGCACAACUCGUGGACAAAAUGACCGCCAUUUGGUACAACUUCGCCAAGCACGGUGAUCCAAAUCCUCGCGACGACCUGGAUCUUCCCGAGCUGAGCGGCUUGAAGUGGCCCGCUAUGACUGCAGACAAGCGGAGCUAUUUACGCAUAGAUAAAGAAUUCUCUGUCAGAACCAACCUUAAAGAAGACAGAAUGAAAGUCUGGGAGGAGCUUUAUCCAAUGCAAUAUUAG
Molecule: messenger RNA, 1728 nt
Organism: Parnassius mnemosyne (clouded apollo)
Lineage: Eukaryota; Metazoa; Arthropoda; Insecta; Lepidoptera; Papilionidae
Source: the annotation of a GenBank genome assembly